Messenger RNA from Ictalurus punctatus (channel catfish), 4548 nucleotides. It is a transcript of the gene fam78ba, whose product is annotated as family with sequence similarity 78 member Ba. The record is from RefSeq and is a predicted model, not a curated record. Lineage: Eukaryota; Metazoa; Chordata; Actinopteri; Siluriformes; Ictaluridae. The transcript has 2 exons. The coding region runs from base 1405 to 2262 and encodes 285 amino acids.
AUGCUGCUGCUGCUGCUGCUGCUGCUGCUCCGUGCGCGUGACCUGUAUAACCAUCAGCACUAGCUACGACUGAACAGCGACCGUCGUGGCCACCGUUUCGGAUUAAUUGCUCGAUUUAUGAGUUAAUAUGUAUGUUUUAUUCAUCUAAAGAUGCAUCCCGAGGAUUAUUCAGAUUCGACGGGUUUGUGUUUCCGGUGCCGUCAUUCAGCGCGCGCGUGUGGCUCGAGCAGGAUCCCUUCGGCUCGGAUGCUGCCUUCGCCGCCACCGCCGCCGCCGCUUCUGCUGCUGCUGCUGCCGCCUCUUUCAGCACCUCGCCACUGACAUGACGGCGGGGACAGAGGGCGCGGAGACAGGCAAGGUGGGGACGUUGGAACCGGAAACCGAGCGCAUCCGAACCGCGUCGCGUGCACAACCGAGCGCGGGGACAAACGCCAAGGGCAGUGCAGCACUCCGCGCGAGGAGAGGUGGAGGAGGAAGAGCAGGAGGAGGAGGUGGUGGAAGAAGAGAAGGAAAAGGGGGGGGUCGGGUGGAUCUACCUUUCACCCCGUUUCUCUGCACUCUAGCCCUCCAUCUUCUUUAUUCGUUUCAUUUUUAUUGUUUUUCCCUCCAAAAUGGCUUAAACGCGCACGACACCCAUAUGUCAUUCACUUUGGUUACUUGGUAACCCGCAGUGGCGUUCGCGACCCAUAUAUUGCUCUGGGCGAAUUAAUAGAUCUUAAUUUAAAUAUUCUCUUUAAAAUCCUCUCUCUUUCUUUUAUUGUUAUAAUAUAUAUAUAUAUAUAUAUAGAUUUUUUUUUACAAAGUCAAAGUGUUGAUUCAAUAAUUUGUCAUUAUCGAUUUCUUAUCAAUUCUGCUCCUUUAAAAUAAAACUAAAAAACAGCGACAGUUAUCCCCGUUAGCUAACUAACUAAACCUGAGUAUUUAUUAAUUAAUUUAUUUAAUUUUUUUGGUAAUUCAGAAUGAUUUGGUGAUCUAACUACGCAACUUCAUUAAUAUAUUCAGGGAAGUUAGCUAGCAAUGUUUGAUCCUUAGCUAGCUUAGCUUAUCUUAACCACUGCUACAGCUAUAGCUACAGCAGGCUAGCUAACUAUUUCAAGACGAUCUAUAUAUGUGUUAGUAAGAAAUGGCUAUAUGUGUAAUGUUUAAUGUAGAAAAUUAUAAUAUUAUUGUUAUUACUAUUAUCAUUAACCAAACCUGUGUAAUUUCAAUCACAUUGCAUAAAAAUUACCUCAGAAAUAGGAGCUUAGCGACAAAGCUAAUUUUGUAGCCUGACAACAGCUCACUGUGUGUGCGCGUGUGCGCUUGUGUAGUUCUACACUACAAUACAUCAUUAGCAAUACGUCAACGUUUUUCCAGGUAGCAAGGCGCGAGUGUUACUGUCACGUUGCAAAGAGACUUGUACAUAUGAGCGUACGGCACAGAGCUGCCUUGUUCCUGCCGUUGCUCCUGGCGCUCGCGCUCUUUGUAGGCGGGGCCAUGGGCUGCCUCCAGAGCGUGGCGUGUAAGCCGCGUGUGCGGCGUGAGAACAUCGUGGUGUAUGAGGUGUCGGCAUCUAUCGACCGGAGCCCCACGGUGGUGGAGGAGAACUCACCCAUCGUGCUGCGCUACCGGACACCCUACUUCCGCGCCUCCGCCGGGGUCGUCAUGCCGCCUGUGCCCAGGAACGAGACGUGGACGGUGGGCUGGAUUCAGGCGUGUACGCAGAUGGAGUUCUACAACACGUAUGGAGACGCGGGCGCGUCAAGCUGGGAGCUGCCGGAGCUGCGCGAGGGCCGCGUGAAGGCCAUCAGCGACUCAGACGGCGUCAGCUACCCGUGGUAUGGCAACACUACUGAAACAGUGACCAUCACGGGUCCGACGUCCAAGCCGUCACGUCUCACCGUGAGCAUGAACGACAACUUCUACCCGAGCGUGACGUGGGCGGUGCCCGUGGGCGAGAGCGGCGCACCGGCACUCACUCGCGUCACUCGCGACCAGAGCUUCAUCACGUGGUUGGUGGCAUUGAACAAUGUGACGCGUGAGAAGAUCCUGCUGCAGACGGUGCGGUGGCGCAUGCGGGUCGACAUCGCCGUCGAUCCCAUGAUGCCGCUGGGCUCCCGUGCCACUCUGGUCAGCCAGACGCACCAGGAACAGCCAUUCAUCCUUACCAACAACGAACCUAUUCCGCCAAACGCACUGGCGCGACCCAACGCCAACGACGCACAGGUGUUAAUGUGGAGGCCGAGGAGGGGGCCGCCGCUAGUCGUCAUUCCCUCCAAAUAGACCAGCUAGUCAAAAUUGGAUCAUGGUGCAAUGUGGCAAAAAAUGCCUAAAUUAGCGUCUGACUGUCCUCUGUGCAGGAGUACGGCGUCAUGGGAAAUCGUAGGAGGGUUAGUCAAAACUCGUCUGUGCAUGAGCAAUGGAUCAUGGGAAAUGAAGGCAUGGGUUCCUCGGUCAUGGACUGCUAAUGUGAUAAGGUGAAAAAUCAGUUUAACAGUUAUGUUGGACCGCCAGAUGAAGCUCCUCAGUACAUCGAUUGAUACGGACUGUGUCAUGCACGAGCAAGUCACGUGAUGUUAAACAGAUCGAGUGGCACUGAAUGACACCGUACCCGAGGAGUAUUAUUAGUAUAAGAAGCUUCAGAUCUUUCGCACCUUUAGAGGACGCUAGCAUAGAGAGACCCUUAGCUAGCAAACACCACACAAGCAGUGAUUGAGAGGUGUAGCAUGAUUAGCGAUGUCUCACACACACACACACACACACACACACACACACACACACACACACACACAAAGCUGGUAGGAGUGUUUUUCUAUCCUCCUGCAUGAUCUGGAACUAGUUUCCCCUCACUCCUCCUCACUCAGGUGCUGCACUGUUGGCAGUUUCCAUAUUAGCUCACACUCCAUCUGUCUUCCAUUCCUCCUGCAUCCCUCUCGCCCGUCCCCCAUCUGUCCUCCAUCCCUCCUGCAUCCUUCUCGCCCGUCCCCCAUCUGUCCUCCAUCCCACCCUUGUCCUUUCAUGCCGACACUCCGCAGGUCCUUACAAUGUUCAAUUUCCAUCACAUAAACCUUCUCCAACCAAACAUAACUAAUUAUUGGCAAUCACCACACACACACACACACACACACACACACACACACACACACACACACAUACGAAAUGAAUGUGGAAAUAAAUUGUGCUUAUUCCUGGCUAAAGGAAAUGCAGGCAGUCGAAAUGAAAAUGCCAUCAAAAGUUAGUCUGCAUGUGUUUAGAUUCUCUAUCAGUCUGUCUUUCUCUCUCUGAUUCUCUUUCUAUCUCUGUCUCUAUCUGUCACUUUCUAUCUAUCUAUUUAUCUAUCUAUCUAUCUAUCUUCUCCAAUUAGUUCCCAGUUUAAUUCCUGACCCUUUAACCCUUUCAAGCUAAUAAGGUAAUCAUGUGACUAAGCUGAUCAUGUGACUGCUACACACACACACACACACACACACACACACACACAUACAAACACUCACACACAUGAUGUUAAACACCAGCAGCAUAUUUGGACGUCACACCUGAAAAUCAUUUUGAUCUUAAACAAAGACAUUUUCUUAGAGCAAAAUUAAACUAGUUUCUCAAAAAAAUGAAACGAAGGACAUUUCUUGAAGAUCAACACUUAACGCCUCCACCGACGGUUCAUUUCACUUCUUCGUAUCCAUAUCAAGUCUAUGCAAUGGCUACACACGUGCUAGCUAACUGCGGAGAACAAGAAGGAGCCUCGGACUCUGAGCAUGGAAAGUUCUUUAAGCUACGGAGGAGGUUCACGUUUCUUGCAUGCCAAUGGUUUUAUUGGAAACAAGCUGUGUUGUGUUUCUGUUGUUUCUGUUGAAGGUUGGUGAGGUCUUCAGGUCGGCUUUGAAUAAAAACAACACUGGGGAUCUCUAAAGCGAAAGCGUCUCACUUUUAUUACAGUAAAAGAGAGCAAUUGACCAUCUUUUAUGUUGACCACGUUCAGUCAGAUGAUGAAAAUACAGAUGCAAACACAGAUGUUCCUCAGGAAACCAUUCAAAAUCCUGCACCAUGUAAUGUAAACUUUAAGUGAGUGAGAAGUUUAUAAUCAGGCACAAUCAGUAAUAUAUAAUACAUCACGUCUUUAAUACUGUGCAGUCUCGUCUUUUUUUUAUCGUCCUCCAACUGGAACUUUGCAUAGUGCUAUAUUGUCACAUUUGAUCAUCACAAGUAAAGGCCCGUUCGCACCAAGAACGAUAACUAUAAAGAUAACGAUAACUAUAUUAGUGUCCACACCAACGCACAACAUCGUUCUGUUUAUUCUAAGCAGGUGCUGCAGUUAUGCCGUCUGCUGCUUUAAAUGCGCGAGCGCUCUAAUGCAGGAUGGAUUCUGAUUGGCUGUCAAUGUUUUUAUCGUUUAUCAGCAGGACAAAAUCGUUCUGAAAGUGAUUCCAACGAUUUCGUUUCUCUGUGCCAUCUAUAACAUGGUUAUAGUUGUGGUGUGGACUCUUUUAUAUUUAGAAAGAUUUUUAGAACUAUAUCUUUUAUCGUUAUCAUUAAAGUUAUCAUCCUUGGCAUGAACAGGCUUUAAGAAUCCCUGAU